AUGUCUACUGCCGACUAUGUCCAUCAAAGCUCGACCAAUACAACCAGCGCUCUCUCAAACCGGCCUUCCGCUAACAACUCAACCACUACUCUGAUCAAACGACACAAAAUCAGCAGUGGAUAUAUGCGCGAUGCAAUCAUCGGCCUUGCAGAUGGCCUCACUGUACCAUUUGCCCUGACGGCUGGACUGUCUUCAAUCGGCUCCUCAAAGCUGGUUAUUAUCGGGGGUCUUGCUGAACUAUUUGCUGGCUCUAUCAGCAUGGGGCUCGGAGCGUACUUGGCCACCUCGACGGAGAGAAAGCAUUAUGAGAUCGAGCUUGACCGCGAACGUCGCCAGGUUACCAUGUCGGCCGAUCAAGAAGAAGAGAUUAUGGUAAAGAUAUUUGAGGGCUACGGUAUUGGUAGAGAUGAGCUCCGACCGCUGGCGCGGCGACUGAGAAGUGACGCAGAUGCAUGGAUUCAGUUUAUGAUGGAUUUUGAGCUUCGACUGGAACGACCAGGACAAUUAAAGCCGUGGCUAUCCGCGAUGGUCAUGGGCCUUGCCUAUUUUCUCGGAGGCCUUAUUCCGAUGAUUCCGUACUUCGCCCUCGCGGUCAAGGCCGCGCUCUUCGUCUCCAUUGGGGUCACUGCUGCUAUGCUCACUCUAUUCGGGUUUUUCAAGGCUACGAGCAUGGGGCUGGCUCGCCGUGCAGCCGCUUUCAGUUCUGCCGAGACAUUGUUGAUUGGGGGUUUGGCGGCUGCGGCGAGUUACGGUAUUGUCAAAGGCGUCAAUUCUGCUAUCCAAGUUCACCCUGGAGUCUGA
Molecule: messenger RNA, 801 nt
Organism: Metarhizium acridum CQMa 102
Lineage: Eukaryota; Fungi; Ascomycota; Sordariomycetes; Hypocreales; Clavicipitaceae
Product: Protein ccc1
Biological process (GO): intracellular manganese ion homeostasis
Cellular component (GO): fungal-type vacuole membrane
Molecular function (GO): iron ion transmembrane transporter activity; manganese ion transmembrane transporter activity
Source: RefSeq, a predicted model, not a curated record